This is a messenger RNA of Sclerotinia sclerotiorum 1980 UF-70, 1410 nucleotides long. RefSeq lists its product as hypothetical. NCBI's taxonomy places the organism in Eukaryota, Fungi, Ascomycota, Leotiomycetes, Helotiales, Sclerotiniaceae. The record is from RefSeq and is a predicted model, not a curated record. Bases 1 to 1410 code for a protein of 469 amino acids. The transcript is spliced from 2 exons.
AUGCAUCGGAGUACAUCCUCAAAUGGACUGUUCAAAGGGGGUAACAUAUUUGGGGGCAGUAAGACUCCAACUUCUUCAACACGACCAGAUACUAGCGGAGGAUCUCCUAAGAGUGAAUUGAAUUACAGUCCAACACAUCGACCAACACAUCAGCCAAGGAGUUCGGUAACAGGAUUCAGUCGCAAACCCUCCUUUUCCGCCUCUUCGCGCCAUAAUCGACGCAACAAUUCCACGGCGCAUUUGCAUUCUACACUUCUACCUCAUCUCCCAAUAUUUCCCACGUCGAACUCAUCCGAGAAGCUUUCUGCGGCGAAUAAUCCCUAUGUCGUACCAGUAAUCAUCCCACAACCACCCUCGGAUCCUCGGCAAAGCAUAGAUAGUUACGAUCGGGUCGUCUUAGCAGAAUCCACGGGAGUCAAUGCAUUUGGAGGCGUAUCACCACGUCAAUCAAUAGAUGCCGAAUCUUUUACCUCCACAACGCCAUACUCAAACAUGCUUGCCAGACCAGGAACGGGAUAUCAGUCUUCGGGGGGAGGGCCUGCGGGUCCUGGUGUGAUGGCUCCUAUGCAGCCUGGAAGUCCUACACUUGAGACCAUAACCUAUCAGCACAUACAAGAAAUGGCAUCCAAGAGGAUAUCUACUCUGGACUAUUUAAGAAAAGCUCAUGAAGGAAGGGUCUAUUGGUUCAACACAUUACUAUUCAACAAACCAGAUUUACAACGAAUGCCCUACUUCGAUGCGCGCAAACUCGCCCGUCGCGCGACAAAUUAUCUUCUCCUCGGCCUUUCACUACCCACUAUCCUCGACCUUAAUUCAUCAAGUCCCUCCGAAUUCCUGCGCACGCUCAAUGCGCUCCUGGGUGAAUUUGAAUCCUUUCAACAGGCGCAUCCACCGGAUGGAUCGACGUCUUCUUCGUUAUCGCGCGGCCGAUUUCCCCAGAUGUUUAAACGCACAACCAUGAUUACAAGUAAAGGAAGACGUACAAGCUCUGCGACAGAAAUAGGAUUACCGAUGGGCAACGAUUUCUCGGAUACUAAAUCUAAUAAUGGGAGUACGCCAAGUGGAGGUGGGAAUGGCGGAACAUCGUUCCCGGCGAGUGAGAACGAUUUAUUGCCCGGGGAGGAAUAUAAACAUCUAUUAACGCCAUCUUUACCGUUCGAUCCCGAUUUUUAUGAGACGUUUGCGACGCUGUGCGAUGUGUUGAUCGAUUGCUAUACGAGGUUGAUGAGCUUAGUAUCAUCGCCGAAAGAGUGUAGUCCGCAGAUUGCGGAAAUGUUUACCAAGGCAGAUGCUAGAGUCAGGAAGAUCAUCGUACAGGGAGUAGUGAAGGAGUUUGAAGAUAGCAGCAGGGGUGGAGUGAAGAGUGAGGUCGCGGGCGUGGGAAGGGUGGUUCUUGGUGGGCUUAUGUGA